GCAAUUCUCACGACCAAAAAUUAUAUCAGCCUUUCACGCCGCCAUUCCGAGCAGAGAAGACGUCGCUGGCUCACCACUGUUCAAAGAUUGAAAUUUUUUCUUUGAUUAAGUCGGCCGGACAAACAAAAUGGCUUACAAUAAAGAUUCCAAAGCCCCCACUGAUGAGGCCCCAAUUCACAGAAUCAGGAUCACACUUACCAGCAGAAAUGUCAAGAGCCUGGAAAAGGUGUGUGCUGAUCUUAUCAAGGGAGCCAAGGAGAAGAGUCUGAAAGUGAAGGGCCCCGUACGCAUGCCAACCAAGAUUCUCCGUAUCACCACCAGAAAGACACCCUGUGGUGAGGGCUCCAAGACAUGGGACAGGUUCCAGAUGAGAAUUCACAAACGUCUGAUUGACCUGCACUCACCUAGCGAGAUUGUGAAGCAGAUCACAUCCAUCAGCAUCGAGCCCGGUGUUGAGGUAGAGGUUACCAUCGCCGAUGCGUAAACAUACUUUGCUUCCAUUGGCUUGUACACCCAGUGGGGAAGAAAUAAAAAGAGAAAAAUAAUUGAAA
This is a messenger RNA of Mya arenaria, 551 nucleotides long. RefSeq names its product 40S ribosomal protein S20. Gene Ontology annotation, cellular component: ribosome; cytosolic small ribosomal subunit. The record is from RefSeq and is a predicted model, not a curated record. Gene Ontology annotation, biological process: translation. The coding region runs from base 128 to 484 and encodes 118 amino acids. NCBI's taxonomy places the organism in Eukaryota, Metazoa, Mollusca, Bivalvia, Myida, Myidae. The transcript has 4 exons. Gene Ontology annotation, molecular function: structural constituent of ribosome; RNA binding.